CACUUUCAAACAGUUGCCAAGCCAUCAUCAUGUUCUCUUAUAUUAUAUCAGGUGUUUUAAUACUUGUGAUAAGUUUAUAUUAUUACGUAACUAGAACAUUCAACUAUUGGACAUCUCGGAAUGUCGCCGGACCAAAACCUUUACCUCUGUUUGGUAACAUCAUGGAAUCUGCGUUAAGGAAGAAAAAUAUCGCCCUUGUAAUGCACAAAAUAUAUCUAGACUAUCCUAAAGAGAAACUCGUCGGUGUGUACAGGAUGACAACGCCUUGUGUGUUAGUAAGAGAUUUGGAAGUUAUCAAACAUGUUAUGAUAAAAGAUUUUGAUAUGUUUGAAGAUCGAGGAAUCGAGUUUAGUAAAGAAGGAUAUGGUGCUAACUUAUUCCAUUCAGAUGGAGAGACAUGGAGGGCAUUAAGAAAUAGAUUUACCCCGAUAUUUACGUCAAGGAAAUUGAAAAAUAUGCUUUACUUGAUGACAGACCGUGGAGACAAAUUUGUACAAGGCGUUGAAAAAAUAGUCAAAGAACAACCAGAACAAGCUGUAUUGAAACAUAUUCAACUUUAUACAAUUGCUACAAUAUCAGCUUGCGCCUUUGGUAUUGAUAUCGAUAAGUUGGGUAAAACUUUAGAUUCCUUGUACAAAUUGGAUGAAAUGGCAUUAAAUACUAAUUUUUUCUCUGAAUUAGACAUGAUGUUUCCUGGAAUAUUGAAGCAUAUGACGUAUACAAUUUAUCCAGCUUUAGCUAGAGAAAUUUUCGAUGGUCUUAUAAAAAAUGUGAUCACAGAACGAAACGGUAAACCGAGUAAUAGAAAUGAUUUCAUCGAUUUGAUAUUAGCAUUGAAAGAGAAAGGUGAAAUCGAAGCUUCCAAAAUUAAUACAGACGAUAAAAUAAAGCCAUUAGAAUUGACCGAAAGUGUUAUGGCGGCACAAGCGUUUAUAUUCUUUUUGGGAGGUUAUGAAACUAGUUCGACAACAAUGACAUAUAUGAUGUACCAAUUGGCUUUGAAUCCUGACAUCCAAAACAAAAUGAUCGAAGAAAUAGACGAAGUACUCGAGAGGUGUAACGGAGAUGUAACGUAUGAAACUUUAAACGAAUUGACUUACAUGGAGAAAGUUUUUGAUGAGACUUUACGUAUGUAUCCGAUUGUUGAUCCGUUACAAAGGAAUGCAAAGAACGAUUAUAAAGUGCCUGGAACUGAUGUUGUGAUAAAGAAAGGUCAGACAGUGUUGGUGUCACCUCGUUCUUUACAUUACGAUGAACAAUAUUAUCCGGAGCCGCAUAAGUUUGAUCCGGAGAGAUUCUCCCCGGAGGCAGUUGGGGAAAGACAUUCGUGUGCUUAUAUUCCAUUCGGUGUCGGACCGAGGAAUUGUAUUGGUAUGAGAUUUGCCAAAGUUCAAUCCAGAGUUUGUCUACUGAAGUUCUUCUCGAAGUUCAGAGUUGAAGCGACUAAGCAAACUCCCAAAGUUAUUGAAUACGAUCCUAGAAGGACGACAGUAUCACCUGUGGGGGGAAUACCCUUAAACAUUAUACGCAGAAAGUAAAAUUAUAAAAAAAUGUUGUUUUUUUACAUAUUAUAUUUUUUAAUGGGAUUAUUUGGGUGAUUUUAUAAAAGUUGAUCUUUUUAAACGAACUCGGCACGGAUUUAUGGAUUUUUUUUUAUAUUUUGAGGGGUUUUAAUAAAAGCAUUGAGAAAAAUUUA
Messenger RNA from Papilio xuthus (Asian swallowtail), 1696 nucleotides. RefSeq names its product cytochrome P450 6B2. NCBI's taxonomy places the organism in Eukaryota, Metazoa, Arthropoda, Insecta, Lepidoptera, Papilionidae. Gene Ontology annotation, molecular function: oxidoreductase activity, acting on paired donors, with incorporation or reduction of molecular oxygen; heme binding; monooxygenase activity. The transcript is spliced from 2 exons. The record is from RefSeq and is a predicted model, not a curated record. Bases 30 to 1538 code for a protein of 502 amino acids.